Molecule: messenger RNA, 1570 nt
Organism: Osmia bicornis bicornis
Lineage: Eukaryota; Metazoa; Arthropoda; Insecta; Hymenoptera; Megachilidae
Exons: 6
Coding region: 1167-1475 (102 amino acids)
Source: RefSeq, a predicted model, not a curated record
GAUUUAUCACUUUGCUUUAGAAUAUGUGAUCUAAGAAAGUUGCUAGGCUAUCAUAAAACAUAUGAAAAGAUAUUUUUAACUGUCUAUAUAAUUAGGAAUUUAAGGAUAAAAAGGGUAUUGUUGAGAUUUUUAUUCAAUUCUGUUAUAUCUUUUAAUUGUUGUAGACUGAUAUUGUUUCAGAAUUGCAUAGGCUAAGAAAAUAAUUGGCUAAUAUUAAUCAGUCUUAACUAAAAGACAGAUUAUGAAUUAUAUAUAAGUAUUAAGUUGAAUAGUUUAUAAUACAUUUCACAAUUUACUCAUUUAUAGCAACAGGUUUUAAAUCAUCUACUGUGGUUGUAUUUUCAUGUUAAGUUAUAGAUUUGAGAUUGAUAGUUACAUAGAUGAAAUGUGAAAAUGUGAUUGAAGAAAAGAACAAAGUACAGUCAAUCGAAUUCCUUAGGGUUACAACUAUUAUCAUAAAUUAAGUUAUUAUAUAUGUUUAGAAUCCGAAAAAAUAUGUUAGUACAUCUACAGGACUUGAACGCUUCUAGAAGGCUGGUGAUAGACUGACACAGUUCUUAUUCCAUUGAUUUAGUUGAAGCAUAAUGUUUUAUCCCAAUUAUCUACAGCAACAGUUUUCUUAAGUCUUGAGCCAACAUUGAAGAAUAACUAAAGCAUCAGUCCAUGCAAUUGUGAUUCCUGCCUAUAAAUAGAAGAAGCAUAAGACAGAAUUUAAUAAAAUUUAUUGCGAUUUAAAUCUCUCAACUGCGAGGGAACUUUAAAUUUAAAAUCUACGAAUUUCGAAUCUAUAAUCUGAUAUUUGAAAUUUAAAAUUUUUUUCGAAAUUGACUGAAUCAUGAUUCUCACGUUCGAAUUUGAAAUUCCAAUUUUUUCGAAUCCUACUGCCUCGCAACAUUUUACUUUCAAAUGUUGAAGUUGUUUAUUUGUUAAUUUCCUAGAAAAAAAUCGUCAAUAUUAUUGCGUCGUAACGUCUCGUGUACACGUAUUUCGAAAAUAAUCACAACCCCUUUCAAGGGACGAAACCCUUUCGUAACCGAAAUGAUAUUUUGUUGGCUUCUUGACGAAUAUAAAAGAUCUCUCUGUAGCCAGAGUAACGCCAGUACAGCGUUGCUUCUUGAACAUUUUUCAUCCUCGUCGAGCAUAGUACCUAGAAAUAAAUAUUUACCAUGACAUCAAACUUUAUCUGCCUGCUUGUUCUCAUCGCAAGUUUAAACUUUGCGACAAGGAUCUCCUCGAGGACGGUCGAAUCAGGGGAUCUAAUGAAUAGCAUUCAGAGUCCUGUGAUGAUGACCCACAGUUACCCCAACAUGAUUAAAACGAUGCAGGAGAAAAUAGACGAGGGUGGAGAGAGGUUUUGCCAGAUCGAAUACCAAGUAACCAGAAAGAGAUCAGGAAAGUGUAUGCAAAUAAGCAAUGGAAUAACCGGAUGUAUUUCUGGAGAAUACAUAGAUCCUUUCCAUCCUGAUUGUUUUUAAGCUUAAGUCAAGAUUUUAAAUCUAAGAAUAAUUCAUCACGAAAGUUGUCAUUCUCUAUUGUAACAUAUUUGUCAAUAAAGUAUAUGCUGUCACAA